CCGCCCACGUGUGACUGCGGUAAGUUGAGCGACUUCAGCCUGAUACUCUCACCAGCCUGCUUCAGCAUCCGCGUCCUGCCGGCGAACAAAGGUUUGCUUUCAUGACCGCAGCAGAAAUCAGUUCACCACAUCAGUACUGCCUGUGUGUAAGGACCAUGGCCAAUGCCACUGAGGAGACCGACGGCAUCCAUUUCCCUUUUCCCUUCACGCCCUACUCCAUCCAGAAAGACUUCAUGGCAGAGCUGUACCGGGUGUUGGAGAACGGCAAGAUUGGCAUAUUUGAGAGUCCUACUGGCACUGGAAAGUCCUUAAGUCUCAUCUGCGGGGCGCUCUCCUGGCUGCGAGACUUUGAGCAAAAGCAGCGUGAGGAGGAGAAGCGUCUCCUUGAAGCAGAUACAACGGCCUUAGGGGAUGGAAAGGACCAGCCCCCACCCCUCUCCUCAUCCUGCCAAGGCCCAGGCCCCCCUCGGCCAGUGGGAGAGCCUGACUGGGUCACUCAGUUUGUGCAGAAGAAAGAAGAGAGGGACUUGGUAGAACGGCUAAAGGAGGAGCAGCUCCGGAGGAAGCGGCGGGAAGAGCGCCUGCAGCAGCUCCGUCACAGUGUCCAACUCAAGCAUGCGGCCAAACGAGCGAGGCAGGAGGAGGAAGAGACAGAGCGGCUCUUGCAGCUCAGCAGCGAGAUGCUGGCCGGGGCUUCUGGGCAGCUGGAGCCACUGGCAUCAGAUGAGGAGGAGCUGGUCCUUGCCGAGUACGAGAGUGAUGAAGACAGAGGAGAGAAAGGAGCCACCAGUGGAGUGGAUGAGGAUGACCUGGAGGAAGAGCACGUGACCAAGAUCUACUACUGCAGCCGCACGCACUCCCAGCUGGCCCAGUUCGUGCAUGAGGUGCAGAAAAGUCCCUUUGGCAAGGACACACGGCUGGUGGUCCUUGGCUCCCGGCAGAACCUCUGUGUGAAUCAGGAUGUGAGGAAGCUGGGUGCUGUGCAGCUCAUGAACGACCGCUGCGUGGAGAUGCAGAGGCGUAGACUUGAGAGGCAACGCAGGGCAGAGGAGAAAGAGGUGGUGAAGCGCAGGCGGCAGGAGCAGGCGACCCCCUGUCCCUUCCACGGCUUUGAGCAGCUGCAGCUGCUGCGUGACCAGCUGCUGGCGGAGGUGACGGACAUUGAGCAGCUGGUGGCGCUGGGACAGCAGGCCCAAGCCUGUCCCUAUUAUGCCAGCCGCCUGGCCAUCCCAGCUGCCCAGCUGGUGGUACUACCUUACCAGAUGCUGCUGCAUGCAGCCACACGGCAGGCGGCAGGCAUCCGGCUGCAGGGCCAGGUGGUGAUCGUGGAUGAGGCGCACAACCUAGUGGACACCAUCGCUGCCAUCCAUGGUGCCGAGGUCAGCGGCGCUCAGCUCUGCCAGGCCCAUUCCCAGCUGCUCCAGUACAUGGACCGAUAUGGGAAGCGCCUGAAAGCCAAGAACCUGAUGUACAUCAAGCAGAUCCUGUAUGUGCUGGAGAAGCUUGUGACGGUGCUGGGAGGGAAUAUUAACCAGAACCCCAACACACAGACAUUCUCGCAGACAGGGACGGAGCUCAAGUCCAUCAACGACUUUCUCUUCCAGAGCCAAAUUGACAACAUCAACCUGUUCAAGGUGCGACGCUACUGUGAAAAGAGCAUGAUCAGCAGAAAGCUGUUUGGCUUCACAGAAAGGCAGGGUGCUGCCCUCACCCCUGCCUGUGGGCAGCCCGGCCUGGCUGGCUUCCAGAGCUUCCUGCAGAGCCUGCAGCCUGGGGUUGCCGAGGCCCUGACCCCUGUGGAGCAGGAGCAGCAGGUCGGAACCCCACGCCCUGCUUCCCCACUGAUGCUAAUUGAGGGCUUCCUGGCAGCUCUCACCACCGCCAACCAGGAUGGCAGGGUCAUCCUCAGCCGCCAAGGCAGCCUAAGUGAGAGCAGCCUCAGGUUCCUGCUGCUCAACCCCGCCGUGCACUUUGCCCAGGUGGUGAGGGAGUGCCGUGCACUGGUCAUCGCAGGGGGCACCAUGCAGCCGGUGUCGGACUUUCGGGAGCAGCUGCUGACAUGCGCUGGGGUGGAGGCUGAGCGUGUGGUGGAGUUCUCCUGUGGUCAUGUGAUCCCGCCAGACAACAUCCUGCCCCUGGUCCUCUGCAGUGGGCCAUCUGGCCAGCAGUUGGAGUUCACCUUCCAGAGGAGAGAGCUGCCCGAGCUGAUGCAUGAGGCGGGCCGCACACUCCUCAAUCUGUGCCAGGUGGUCCCUGGAGGGGUGGUCUGCUUCUUCCCCUCCUAUGAGUACCAGAGCCGGGUCCUCACCCACUGGAAACAGCGUGGUGUGCUGGGUAGCCUGGCCUCCAGGAAGAAGAUAUUUCAGGAGCCCAAGAGAGCAAGCCAGGUGGAGCAGGUGCUGAUGGAGUAUGCCAAGUGCAUCCAGGGCUGUGGGCAGAUGGGCAGCAAGGUGACUGGGGCCCUACUGCUGGCUGUGGUUGGAGGGAAGAUGAGUGAGGGUAUCAACUUCUCUGAUGACCUGGGCCGCUGUGUGGUCAUGGUAGGCAUGCCCUUCCCCAACAUCAAGUCCCCCGAGCUGCAGGAGAAGAUGGCCUACCUGGACAGGACCCUCCCCAGAGCCCCUGGCAGGCUGCCCCCAGGGAAGGUACUGGUGGAGAGCCUGUGCAUGAAGGCCGUCAACCAGUCCAUAGGCCGGGCCAUCAGGCACCAGCGGGACUUUGCCAGCAUUGUGCUCCUGGAUCAGAGGUAUAGCCGCCCGGCCGUGCUGGCCAAGCUGCCCACCUGGAUUCGCCAACGUGUGGAUGUCAAAGCCAGCUUUGGCCAGGCCAUCGCCACCCUCCGGAAGUUUCACCGUGAGAAGGCCAGCUCUUCCUCCAGCCUGGUCCUCCCUCCAGGGACACAAAAUGGCUUGUCCUGCAGGGAGGGCCCCUGCCUCAAGAAGUGACACCCAGAGGGCAUCCUGUGGGAGCUGCAGCCCAGCCAUCAGGGAGGAUGGCCCCUGAGAGGCAGUGGGGCUUCUGUCCACUUGGCCAUGUCCUGCCAUGCCAUGCUGUCUGUGUGUACUGGAAAGUGGCAGGCAGCCGGCCUGGUCUGGCCCUGGCAGAAUCUGAGAAUGCACUUUGUCCCAGCCCUGGCAUCCCCAUGGUCUCUUCCCCACAGGGUUCUGUCCCUUGGACUCCCCCUCCCUGAAGCCUGGCCCCUGUCCUUCCUCCUCUCCAGCUUCAGCUUGGAUCAGUCAGGGACUGACUGACUCCCUCUGCCAGCCCAGACUGAUGCGCUUUUCUGAGAUUCCUCCCCGGGUCAGCUCUGACUCCCCACUCCUCCUGACCACCCUCCCCCAUCUCCACCCCAGGGGCACUGGAAGCUCUGAUUAAAGUGCAUCACUGGCUCA
Messenger RNA from Erinaceus europaeus (western European hedgehog), 3392 nucleotides. It is a transcript of the gene DDX11, whose product is annotated as DEAD/H-box helicase 11. Gene Ontology annotation, biological process: nucleobase-containing compound metabolic process; establishment of sister chromatid cohesion. The coding region runs from base 102 to 2945 and encodes 947 amino acids. The transcript has 28 exons. The record is from RefSeq and is a predicted model, not a curated record. Gene Ontology annotation, cellular component: nucleus. Lineage: Eukaryota; Metazoa; Chordata; Mammalia; Eulipotyphla; Erinaceidae. Gene Ontology annotation, molecular function: hydrolase activity, acting on acid anhydrides, in phosphorus-containing anhydrides; DNA helicase activity; DNA binding.